Messenger RNA from Caenorhabditis briggsae, 1182 nucleotides. The transcript is spliced from 8 exons. NCBI's taxonomy places the organism in Eukaryota, Metazoa, Nematoda, Chromadorea, Rhabditida, Rhabditidae. Bases 1 to 1182 code for a protein of 393 amino acids. Gene Ontology annotation, biological process: transcription initiation at mitochondrial promoter; rRNA methylation. Gene Ontology annotation, molecular function: mitochondrial transcription factor activity; rRNA (adenine-N6,N6-)-dimethyltransferase activity. Gene Ontology annotation, cellular component: mitochondrial matrix. The record is from RefSeq and is a predicted model, not a curated record.
AUGAAAUCAAGACUUCCGCCACUUCCUGCUCUACGAGAUUUCAUUCACAUGUACCGGCUACGCGCAAAAAAGAUUUUAUCACAAAACUAUCUGAUGGAUAUGAACAUUAACAGGAAGAUCGCUAAACAUGCAAAAGUCAAUGAAAAUGAUUGGGUCAUUGAAAUCGGAUCCGGUCCGGGAGGCAUUACAAGAGGAAUUCUGGAAGCAGGAGCAUCAAGACUCGAUGUGGUUGAAAUUGACAACAGGUUCAUUCCACCAUUGCAGCAUCUGGCUGAAGCAGCAGAUUCUCGAAUGUUCAUCCACCACAAAGAUGCCCUUCGAACAGAAAUCGGCGAUAUAUGGAAGAAAGAACCAAAUCGUCCGAGUUCUGUCCCUUGGCAUGACUCAAAAUUACCACAGAUGCAUGUCAUUGGAAAUCUCCCUUUCAAUAUUGCUUCUCCACUUAUCAUCAAAUACCUCCGCGAUAUGUCUUAUAGGCGUGGAGUUUGGGAGUAUGGUCGAGUGCCUCUUACGCUAACAUUUCAAUUGGAAGUAGCGAAAAGACUGUGUUCUCCGAUUGCUUGUGAUACUCGUUCUCGUAUUUCAAUAAUGGCUCAGUAUGUGGCAGAACCUAAAUUGGUUUUCCAAAUUUCAGGUUCAUGUUUCGUUCCACGACCUCAAGUAGACGUUGGAGUUGUUCGAUUCGUUCCUCGGAAGACGCCACUCGUUAAAACAUCGUUCGAAGUUCUUGAAAAACUAUGUAGACAAGUGUUUCACUACAGACAAAAAUAUGUGGAAAAAGGGCUGAAAACGUUGUACCCGCCUGAAAUGGAAAAUGAAAUGGCUGAUGAGUUGCUGAAGAAAUGUCGGAUUGAUCCAACUACAACAUCCAUUAAAUUAGGAAUGGAACAGUUUGCAGAUCUUGCAGAGGGCUACAAUGAGCAGUGUAUCAGUCAUCUGGAUGCUAGAUACAUCUUAAUUCGUGCUCCAUCCAUUAAGCUCCUCGAAGAAAGGCUGAGAGCUCGAGGAACUGAAACCGAGGAAAGUUUGAAAAAACGUCUGCAACACGCAGAAGAGGAUCUCGUUGAAAUUGAGAAGAAUCCGACACUUUUCGAUAAAGUGAUUGUGAACGACGAUCUUGAGCGUGCUUACAAGGAAUUCGUUGACCUUCUUCGUGAGGAUCUCGAAAAAACGAAAAAAUAA